UGUUUUUUCCAUGGGGACUGUGAGGAUGUCCCAGAUGUGGAUGCUGAGAUGGGUCAUCCUACUGGUGGGGCUGCAUUCAAUACAUGCAGACAUUAUGCAUGGUUAUAAAUUUAUGAGCAAUGUGGACACGAUUUGGCCAACAACAACGGCACAAACAGUUUCAGUUCUUGCCAGUAACCAUGUCAACAACAUCUGUAGCAUGUGGGGAAACUUCCACUUCAAGACAUUCGAUGGAGACUUUUAUCAGUUCCCAGGCAUGUGCGAGUAUAAGCUGGUUUAUGACUACAAUGAAUUCAGUCCUUUGUUCUCGGUUCAUGUGAAGAGAAUGGAACGCACCAAAAAAUCAGAAAUCCCGAAGAUCAGCAGAGUCAGAGUUACCAUCAAUAGCUUUGAAUUUACAUUGACUAAGAGCCAGGUCAUGGUCAACGGAAAAAAUGCAUCACUGCCUGUGUAUGAGUCAGGGAUCCUUGUGGAAAAAAACACAAUUUACAUCAGGCUCUAUUACAAAAUGGGCAUCACUGUCAUGUGGAACAAAGAGGAUGCAGUCAUGGUGGAGUUGGACUCCAAAUAUUCUAAUAGCACCCAGGGAUUGUGUGGCGAUUUUAAUGGGAUUCGUAAUGAGUUUGAGCGAAAUGUUGGCUACAAUGAGUUUGGAAAUAGGCAUAAGGUUUCCAACUUAAAGGAUUUCUGUGAGGAUCCUUUUGAAGGAAAUAAUAAGAAAAACUUGUCAGACCAAUGUAACAGCUAUCGGUCAGAGUGUGAAAACCUUUUGAAAAAUGAAGACUGGUCCUCCUGUAUCAUGGUUUUGAACCCUGGUCCGUAUAUAGAGGCCUGUAUGAAAGAUAUGUGUCCGAAUCCACCUAAAGACACUAACAAAUCCACGAUCUGUGCAACUUUGUCUGAAUAUUCACGUCAGUGUUCACAUGCUGGGGGAACUCCGCCGACCUGGAGAAGAGCUGACUUCUGCGCUGUGACGUGCCCCUACAAUAUGGUACAUUCUGAAAACGGCUCCCCUUGUAUAGACACAUGCUCACACAAAGACACAGACAUACUGUGUGAGCAACACAACAUCGAUGGUUGCUUCUGCCCAUCAGGAACUGUGCUUGAUGAAAUCUCAAACAGGGGCUGUAUCCCAGUUCAAAAGUGUCAGUGCAAACAUGACCGCUCCUACAGCCCAGGAGAGGUUCUUCUCAAAUAUAACGAGAAAUGUAUAUGUAAGGAGGGAAACUGGAUCUGUAGAAGUAUUCCCAGUCCUGGCCUGUGCUCAGUAGAGGAAGGAUCUCACUUCACCACCUUUGAUGGGAAAGAAUUCACUUUCCAUGGAGCCUGCAACUAUGUGCUUUCAAAAGACUGUGAGGAGUCCAAGUUCAGCAUAUUUGGUCAUAUUGUUCCUUGUUUUACUAAAGAUGCUGACACCUGUUUGAAAUCUAUUGGGAUUUGGUUUGACAACAACAAAAACCAUCCUCUGAUUAUUAAAGCUGAUGGGACGGUACAACACGACACUAAAGUUUCACUUCCUUAUAAUACAGCUGACUUCACGGUGUUCAUGCCAUCAUCGUUUCACAUCAUGCUUCAGACCACCUUUGGGCUGCAGGUACAGGUACAGCUGGUGCCUCUUAUGCAAGUGUACAUCACUGUAGACAAACGCUUCCAGGGCAAGACUUGUGGUAUCUGUGGAAAUUUUAACAAAGUGGUAUUAGAUGACCUGAUGACCCCUCAGGGAGUGGUGGAGGGUACACCAGUUUCCUUUGCAAAUGCCUGGAAGGCCCAGUCCAACUGCCCUGACCGUACUGAGAGAAUGGUUGAGCCCUGUUCCUACAGAAGUGACAGCGAGCGUUUCGCUACGGAGUGGUGUUCCAAGAUGAUAAACAAGGAGAGCCUUUUUGCCAAUUGUCACGCUGUUGUCAAUCCAGACAGCUACUACAAAAGAUGCAAAUACUCCACCUGUACUUGUGAGAAGAGUGAGGAGUGUAUGUGUGCCGUGUUCUCCUCGUACGUCCGGGCCUGUGCGGCUAAAAGAAUAAUCCUGCAAGGCUGGAGAGAAAUUGUGUGCAAGAAGUAUACAGAGAAUUGCCCAACCUCUCAGAACUACUCCUAUGCGCUGAAGAGUUGCCAGCGUACCUGUCUGUCUCUCGCCUCUAAGCAACAAAGCUGUAGAGUUGACUUUUUGCCCGUUGACGGAUGCACAUGUCCAGAUGGACUCUACCAGAAUAAGAAUGGACUGUGUGUACCUAUGGAAAAAUGUCCAUGUUACCACGAUGAACAGGAAAUUCAUCCUGGCAAGUCUAUCACCAUUGGAGAAGAACACUGGGUUUGUGUGAAUGGAAAACUCCAAUGUGUUUCCGAGAAACUCCCAAUUUAUGGUUGUCCCUCUCCGAAAGUUUUCUUCAACUGCAGUACAGCAGCCAGAGGUGAACUUGGAUUAAGUUGUGCAAAGACUUGUUUGCAACAGAACGUUGACUGUUUCUCACUAGACUGCCUGUCUGGCUGCCAGUGUCCUUCAGGUCUACUGGAUGAUGGCAGAGGAUAUUGUGUUAAACAGGAAAACUGCCCGUGUAAACAUGAUGGACAGUUUUAUGCACCAGGAUCUGAGAUAACCAUAGAUUGCAAUAAAUGCACUUGCCGAAAGGGAAAUUGGAAUUGUACAGAUAAAAAAUGUCCAGGCUUAUGCACCAUUUACGGAAACGGACAUUAUGUAACUUUCGAUCAGCAAAUAUUUAGCUUCAAGGGAGACUGCAGUUACAUUGCUGUUCAGAACAAGUGUGGAAAUAAAACUGGUAAUUUUCAUGUGAUCACUGAGAAUAUGCCUUGUGAAACAACAGGAACCACAUGUUCAAAGUCUGUCAGGAUACUUUUGGGGGGGACUCAGCUGCUGCUUUUUGAUGGGACCUUAACAGCAAGUUCCAAUGAAAGUGGUCAAGAGAUUAGUUACACUGUGAGAAACAUUGGGAUGUAUGUUGUCAUUGAUGCUGACAUUGGACUGACAAUUAUGUGGAAUCGCAAAACCACCGUAUACAUCAUUCUGCAACCUCAGCACAUGGGAGACGUUUGUGGCCUGUGUGGAAAUUUCAAUGAGAAUGGAAAAGAUGACUUGACCACUCAGGGAAAUUUGAUGACUACAGAUAUAAAGGAGUUUGUGAACAGCUGGACAGUGUUAAACAAAUGUCUUGAUAAAAAUACAUACUUUUACCCAUGUAUGAAUACUCAAAAUGAUCGGCUAAAGUUUAAAUGUAACAUCAUAAAGGGAGUUAAGUUCCAAAACUGCCAUAACAAGGUGGAUCCAACCCCGUAUUUUGACAGCUGUGUGGGGGACUUAUUCACAUGUGACCCAGAUGGAAACUGUGAGUGCUACUGUACAGCUGUUGCAGCUUAUGCGCAAGCCUGCAAUAAGGCAGGUAUUUGUGUGGACUGGAGAACACCUGAUAUCUGCCCUGUGUACUGUGAAUACUACAAUAAAAGAAGAGACGAUUGCACAUGGCAUUAUAGUCCUUGCAAAACACCUUGCUACAAAACCUGUCUCUACCCUGAUGGUAUCUGCAAUAACACUUUACCCAACCUGGAAGGAUGUUAUCCAAAAUGUCCUAAAGACACAUUUUUUCAUGAGGAAACUCAGACCUGUGUGGUGUCCUGUGUCCAGCCUACUACAACAACAACAGAAUCAACCACAUUGCCUACACCAUCAACUACCACAAUGCCUACUACCACAACAGAAUCUACCACAUCACCUACACCAUCAACUACCACAAUAAUCAACUACCACAUCACUACAACAACAGAAUCUACCACAUCACGUACGCCAUCAACUACCACAAUGCCUACUACCACAACAGAAUCAACCACAUCAGGUACACAAUCAACUACCACAAUGCCUACUACAACAACAGAAUCUACCACAUCAGGUACACAAUCAACUACCACAAUGCCUACUACAACAACAGAAUCUACCACAUCAGGUACACAGUCAACUACCACAAUGCCUACUACAACAACAGAAUCAACCACAUCAGGUACACAAUCAACUACCACAAUGCCUACUACAACAACAGAAUCUACCACAUCAGGUACACAGUCAACUACCACAAUGCCUACUACAACAACAGAAUCAACCACAUCAGGUACACAAUCAACUACCACAACGCCUACUACAACAACAGAAUCGACCACAUCAGGUACACAAUCAACUACCACAACGCCUACUACAACAACAGAAUCGACCACAUCAGGUACACAAUCAACUACCACAACGCCUACUACCACAACAGAAUCGACCACAUCAGGUACACAAUCAACUACCACAACGCCUACUACCACAACAGAAUCAACCACAUCACGUACAACGUCAACUACCACAACAACUACUACCACAACAGUAUCUACCACAUCACAAAUAAUUCCUACUACUGAAGGAGUAACAAAUGUUACAGGAGUACCGCAAAAUGUAACACUUCCGCCCGACAGAUGUCCUAAAUGGAACAAAAAUACCAACGAGACCUUUAUGUUUUGUAAUUGCACCAUGGCGAGGUGCAUAAAAGACAACAUCAUUGAAAUUAUCCCAUUUCAAUGCCCUCCACUGCAGAACAUCACCUGUGAAAAUGGCAAAAAACCAGUGCUGGUCUACGACAAGCACCAAUGCUGCCAGUAUUACACAUGUGACUGUUUUUGUGAAGGCUGGGGUCAAUCACGUUACAUCACAUUUGAUGGACACUUCUACAGUCAUCAAGGAAACUGUACUUAUAUAUUAAUGGAGGAAAUUCAGCCUCAAUACCAUUUGAAGAUCUACAUCAACAGUGUCUACUGUGAUCCUGAUGAGCAUGUAUCCUGUCCCCGAUCUGUUAUUGUGUCUUACAACAAACUAGUCAUAACACUUACGAAUCACAAUCUCAUAGGAGAUGGAGACCUAGAGGCUGUUAUGGACAAUGUUAAGUUAAAGCUACCAUAUGAUGAUAAAGUUGUGACGGUUAUUAGCUCAGGCCUGGACUUGAUCCUGAGUAUUCCAAAGCUGAAUGUUAAAAUAACAUUUGGAGCCACUAGCUUUGGUGUCAACCUGCCAUUCCAGCAUUUUGGAAACAACACUCAAGGUCAUUGUGGAACAUGCAACAAUAACAAGGCUGAUGACUGCAUGAUCCCAGGAGGGAUCUUGGUGAAUGACUGUGCAGUAAUGGCAGAUUACUGGCCAUCCAGUGAUGUGAACGGUUCGCUUUGCACUCCACCAACUGCAUUACCUACUGCUGGGGUUGAUAUUAAACUUACACCUAAACCAUGUGAAGCCCACUCGUACUGCAACCUCCUCAAUAGCGAGUUGUUCAAAGAGUGCCAUCCCCAUCUGUCCCCCAAAAACUACUUCUUGGCAUGCAAAUAUGACAGCUGUCAUAUAAGCAACCCUGCCAUGGUGUGCACCAGUCUGCAGAGCUACGCAAGGGCUUGCUCUCAGGUUGGGGUCUGCAUACACUGGAGGAACUACACUAACCUGUGCAAUAUUGAAUGUUCAGCAGAUAAAGUCUUUAAUCCUUGUGGUCCAGCUGAGCCACCAACCUGUGCUGUACCUGACCGAAACACCAGCACAGUGCCCACAGAGGGCUGCUUCUGUCUUGAGGGUACAUUGCUCUUUAACAAGGAGUCAGGAGUCUGUGUGAAUAAAUGUGGAUGCCUGGAUGCCUCUGGGAUGCCACGUAAGUUUGGUGAGGUUUUCGAGCACCACUGUGAGGAGUGUACCUGUAACAAGGCCAGGAAAUCGGUGAUCUGUAAGCCCAAGAAUUGUCCUCAUGUAAGCCCAGUGAUCUGCACUGACCCCAGCUUUGUGCUGGUCAAUGUCACCAACCCUUCAGACCCGUGCUGCAGCAAACAAGUUUGCAACUGUAAUAUCAGCAUGUGCCCUCCUUUGGAUAAAAAGUGUGCAGUCGGAUAUGCGCCAGUCUUGAAAGUGCCUGAAGGAAAAUGCUGUCCAGAAAUCAAAUGCGAGCCAAAGAAAGUGUGUGUGCACAGUAACAUAGAGUAUGAGCCUGGUACAGUCAUCCCCUUUGCUGACUGUCAGGAAUGCAACUGUACGUGGGACGUAGAUCCUACAACACAGUUUUUCAAGACCGAAUGUCAAUUUGUGCAGUGCAAUCAGAAAUGUGAUCCAGGUUAUAACUAUAUGAAAAACAACUUUGACAAGUGCUGUGGAAAGUGUGUGCAAACGCAAUGCAUCGUCAGUAUCAAUGGCAUCGAUCGUACAUUGAAGGAAGGAGAGACUUUGCCCUCUUCAAAUCAAGGCUGUGAUAAAAUCACAUGUACUAAAGUUAAUGGACAGUUCAUCACCAACAAACACACAGUCCAGUGCCCUCCUUUCAAUAUUUCCAACUGCCAGCCUGGCACCGUCCAGCUGUCUUCUGAUGGCUGCUGCCGAGUUUGUGUGGACCAAGAUAAGGGAUGUAAAAUACAGACUGUUCUUGAAUUCAUAAAACACAACGAUUGUCACUCAGUGGAGAAACUAAACCUGACAUUUUGUAGUGGAGACUGCACCAGUUCAAGCUGGUACAUUAAACCUGGAAUGUCCUCUUGUACCUGUUGCCAGGCCACUCGCUCAAGUAAUCGCACAGUGAAUCUUGAUUGCGGAAACAGAGGUAUAGUAACCCACACAUACAUCCAUGUGGAGGAGUGUGCCUGCAGAGAACCCAACUGUCAUGAAAUGCAAGCGAACCACACACUUGCUGACAGCCAAAGACGCACAGAACAUCCAUGAGCAGCAGCAGUGAAUUAUCCACCUGAAGACGCUGGGAAAAAAAUGAUCUCAGUUAUCUUUUGAAACUUUAAAUUGAUUUGUGCAUGCACUAUGUUUCACAUUUCUUAAACUUUAUCUAUAGAUAUUUUCUUUUUUUCUUUGCUGGAUAAAUGUGCUCUUUUGCUUGUUUGCAAUUAAAUCAA
Molecule: messenger RNA, 6903 nt
Organism: Labeo rohita (rohu)
Lineage: Eukaryota; Metazoa; Chordata; Actinopteri; Cypriniformes; Cyprinidae
Product: mucin-2-like
Exons: 50
Coding region: 11-6721 (2236 amino acids)
Cellular component (GO): extracellular matrix
Molecular function (GO): protein binding
Source: RefSeq, a predicted model, not a curated record